This is a messenger RNA of Aspergillus tanneri, 2502 nucleotides long. RefSeq lists its product as uncharacterized. Gene Ontology annotation, molecular function: DNA-binding transcription factor activity, RNA polymerase II-specific; DNA binding; zinc ion binding. The coding region runs from base 1 to 2502 and encodes 833 amino acids. Gene Ontology annotation, biological process: DNA-templated transcription; regulation of DNA-templated transcription. The record is from RefSeq and is a predicted model, not a curated record. Lineage: Eukaryota; Fungi; Ascomycota; Eurotiomycetes; Eurotiales; Aspergillaceae. The transcript is spliced from 4 exons.
AUGGCGUCGUCCCAGGACUCAGAAGAACCCUUAGCGACCGCCGCCUGCGAAAACUGUCGCACCCGGAAGGUGCGGUGCGACAGGCAGACCCCGCAGUGUUCUAACUGCGAGAAGGCCGGCGUCCCGUGUGAGUUCCCUAACCGGGGGAAGCGGAUCAACCAUGUCAAGCAGCUUGUCGAGGAUGUCUCGAGUCUGGGCUCCCGGCUCGACUCGAUCGAUGAAACCAUUGGGGCGCUGUUUCAACACAUGUCGACCCUGCAGACUGCAUCCUUCGCAGCCUCUAACUCCUCUCGAGCAAGCGCCAUCGGGAUGCCGGAAACCCCUUCAAACUCGGAUCUCGAAGACAUGGAGUCGAUCUUCUACGCCAGUCCGGGCGCUAUUCGGAGUGGGAACAAUGUCACGGUUGCGGGAUCGUCGCACAUUGGAACGGGACCUGGCCUUUCCUUGGGACAUAUCGGGGCACGGUCCUUAUUUGAGAAUUCGAGACAGUCGUUGGCCACGUUGCUCGAAGGCUUCAAGUACGCCUCGACCCGCGAUUUCGAUACGUGCAAAGGAGAGAAAGAAGGGUUGCGGGCAUCUCCUAGAGCAAGCCUUCUUGAAUCCGAGUUACGGGCCAAGUAUGAUCAGUACCCUAUCGCCCAAGGUGCGUAUUCCCCAUCCGUCCCUACGAAUGAGGGACAAGCAGUGGCCUCGCCGCCUCAAUCUCUCCUGGAAACAUGUCUUCCUGUCUUUCUGGAGUACUUUAAUUCCACCCUGCCCAUUUUCAACGAAUCUCGAUUGAAUGAGGUCAUCAAAGCCUAUUAUACCGACCGGGCUUCUAGGGCCAAUGAACUAUACAAUUUAUGCUUCAACAAUAUCAUUGUCUUAGCUCUAGGCUUACAAUCCCGGGUCGCACGCAUGGACCAGGUUUUGCCUAAGGGCAUGAGUGACGAGUUACUCCCCGCCUUUCUCAAUAACUCUUUCCGAGCCUUCCAGCAUCUCAGUACAUAUCUACAUCCCGGUCUUGUCUGCUGUCAGGCGUUGGCAACUCUUGCCCUAGUCGCUCGGGAAUACCAUGAGAGUAGGGUAUUUGAUACCGUCUGCCACAUGGCCUCCCAAGCGGUAAAAUCUAUGGGAUUGCAGCAGUGCAACCUAGCGGGGGGCAAUAAAAAUAGCAUCUUAGAUAUAGAGGAGAAUGAGCGACGAAACUUGUACUGGGCAGUCUUCGUAAUAGACAAGCAGCGAACGUACAUCGCUGGUCGACCAUUUGACCUCCACUUCUAUGACUCUGACGUGCAGCUGUUCCAGUCUAUUGCGACACAGACUGUGACACAACAAUGUUGGAAGGCUUAUAUUCAUAUGAUGGCCAUCUGGGAGGAAAUUUAUAUUUAUCUCUAUUCCCUGCGGGCCUUCCGCAAAGGUCUCUCCUAUCGGCAGAGUCAGAUCUCCAAGCUCGACUGUCUCUCUCGAAAAUGGUAUGCUCACAACGCAGCUCUCUUGUCGAAUGCUUGUCCCGUCGAGAUUUCGGCCGUGGAAGGCUGGCAGAUCGAACUAAAAUAUGCGUUUCAUAUUGGACAAGUCCUCAUACAUCGGUUCUCGAGCGAGGAAUGUAGUCGACAAGUGGCGCUGGCCAACUCCCGCGCGACUCUACGCAUUAUUCAGAUGAGUAUCCAUGGGCUGUUCACGUCCUUUCUUGCCAAUCCGAUUCCAGAAGCGCUAGACGACUUGGGUUUGAUUGACAGUGUAGCUGAAGCUCUCGAUGCUAUAUGUAACCCUAAUACACCCACGGCGUGUAUACUCCGAGUGAACGAGGGCGUUCAGUGGUAUAGGGAAGUGGCCAAAAUCUUUCAGAAAUAUUUUGAGGGCCUACGGCCCCAGUCACCAGAAUCCACUCAAACCCAACCUCCUAAACGCUCCCAUGAGACAUCCCCUCUGGUAUCCCAGGCCCAUCCUGGCAGCGCGCCAUCGGAGAGCUCGGUGCAGAAACGAAGGAAGACCCCUCAGAGCCUAGAAGAUGCCGGCCAAUUGCCCCAGCCUGAAACAUCCGCGCUCUCAUCCUGGGUGGUCCCAGAGAUGGAGGAUUCCAUGACAUUUGACAGUCUUCAAGCAGCACCGGUAAUGGCUAACGGGUGUUUCCUCCACCGUCUCCCACCUGUCGAAGACAACAGCAACCGGAGCAGCGGACGGGGUAGUAGCAGCGGGAUCCUGCCGCCUACCACCACUGCUACCCUCCGACUCUCCGACAAACUGGCGCAAUUUCUCCAGGAUAAUGCGUCUCCGCUCUCGGCCGGUCUACCACAAUCUCAACCAAUAACUUCUCCAUCGAUGGGUGACAGAAUCGCGCCCACAGCAUCCAUACCACCUUCUUCCCUAGGCUUGUUCUCCGAUACUACGCCUCAAGUCACGGAUGAUGGGCCAGAUGGUGGGAUUUUUCCUUUCUUCCUAGGACAAAGUGACCUAUCAGAUUCAUGGGGAGAGAUGCGCGACCGUACUGUGCCGGAUGAGUUUUUCCUUCAUGCUUAG